Messenger RNA from Abrus precatorius (Indian licorice), 1424 nucleotides. Its product is annotated as transmembrane protein 56-B-like. The coding region runs from base 373 to 1194 and encodes 273 amino acids. Gene Ontology annotation, cellular component: membrane; endoplasmic reticulum. Gene Ontology annotation, biological process: lipid homeostasis. The record is from RefSeq and is a predicted model, not a curated record. The transcript has 10 exons. NCBI's taxonomy places the organism in Eukaryota, Viridiplantae, Streptophyta, Magnoliopsida, Fabales, Fabaceae.
AUAACGAUAUUCUGUUGAGCUCCUCAAUCCAAUAAUCUGAUCCUUUCUGGGUUUUCAGAAUUCCCCCAGAAACCCGUUUCUCAAAACGACGCAGUAUAAGAUCGGGAUCCUUCAAUAGCUUCGAUUCCUCUACUGCAUAGCAUCGUUCGACAGGCUACAUUUAGAAGUCAGAAAAUGAGAAUAUGGUUCUUGGAGCUUUUGGUUAAAAUUUGUUAUGUACUAUGAAUGAACGCAGAGGCAGGAUCAAGGAGAAAACUGUUACACAUACAUACAUGUAUGUAUGUGAGAGUGUGUGUAUCAUGUGACUGGAAGUGGAAAGCAGGAAACACAUACAAUUUUUAAGAGACCUCUCAACGAAGGGGUAGUGUUGCGAUGCUGGCUUCUAAUGAUAUUAUGGCAUUCAAAUCUUACCAGAACCGAGCUAAUUUUUUCGUGAAGGAAUAUUUACUAGCAGACUCUCUCAUUCCGUAUACUUCUGUUAUUAGUGGCAUGUUUGCUUGCAAGAUGGUCAACGAUCUUAUUCAGCUUAUUGGCACUAAUUACUUUAAGAGUUAUUCUAGCUUCUCAAAAGUCCAACGUAUUGAGUGGAAUAACCGUGCUAUAUCAACUUUGCAUGCCAUUUUCAUAACAGUUAUGUCGCUGUACUUUGUGUUUUGCUCAAAUCUAUAUUCCAACCAGUCUACUGAAUAUAUUACUCUUGAAAGCUCUCCAUUGUCAACGUUCACACUGGGGAUUUCUGUUGGUUACUUCAUUGCUGAUCUUGGGAUAAUAUUGUGGUUUUUUCCUUCUCUUGGUGGAUAUGAGUAUGUGAUUCAUCAUCUGUUUUCUUUAGUAGCAGUAGCAUAUUCAAUGUUGAGUGGGGAAGGACAGCUUUACACGUUCAUGGUCCUGAUCUCCGAGACAACCACUCCAGGGAUCAAUUUGAGAUGGUAUCUUGAUGCGGCUGGAAUGAAAAGGUCCAAAGCUUAUCUCAUCAACGGGGUUGUAAUAUUCAUCGCUUGGCUGGUUGCCCGAAUACUUCUGUUCAUUUACAUGUUUUACCAUGUCUACUUGCACUUUGAUCAGGUUGAGCAGAUGCACACAGUUGGGCAGAUAUUAGUAAUUGUUGUGCCAUUGGUGCUAUCGGCUAUGAACUUAUUUUGGUUUGCAAAGAUUAUCAAAGGCUUGAGGAAGACAUUGGCAAAGAGGCAGUAAAUAGUCUGCUUAGUGAAACUUUUUGAAGAAAAUGUAUAGGUUACCCUUGUCCUUGUCAAUAUCCAUCUCGCCUUGCUUCCCAUAAAGAUCUGAACUUAACUGUAUAAACUUUUUUCUUUUCAUUUCCCUGUAUAUGUAUAUACAAAGAGGGGAUAUUACUUCCUCCACAUUAAAAGGCUUUAUAUUUGCACUUAAUUUCUUAUUAUUAAUUUUAUUUUUAUGUAAUGGCU